This is a messenger RNA of Lingula anatina, 1804 nucleotides long. Its product is annotated as lysophospholipase D GDPD1. Gene Ontology annotation, biological process: glycerophospholipid catabolic process. Lineage: Eukaryota; Metazoa; Brachiopoda; Lingulata; Lingulida; Lingulidae. Gene Ontology annotation, molecular function: phosphoric diester hydrolase activity; phosphatidylcholine lysophospholipase A1 activity. The record is from RefSeq and is a predicted model, not a curated record. Gene Ontology annotation, cellular component: endoplasmic reticulum membrane.
UUACUAUUUCACAGAAAUCUUGCAUGAUCAUCAUCAUUUCUUUUAUUUUCUUCCUUAUCGCUGACUAUUGAUCUUCAAGGGAGGUGUAGAUGGACACAGGGCUCAUUGUGGGAAUGGUGUUGUUAGGCUUGUUUGGUGGAUACCUUAUUACAUCAGUUUUACUCCUUAAAUAUCCAUUGAUACUACAUAAGCGAAAACAACUGAAGUUCAGAUGUCGGCAUAUCUGCCACCGAGGGGGAGCGGGCGAGAGACUAGAAAACUCCAUGUCAGCAUUCAAACACGCGUGUCACAUAGGCACUGAUAUGUUGGAAAUUGACUGCCACAUUACUAAGGAUGGACAGGUCGUGGUAACGCAUGAUAAUAACCUGCAGAGAUUAACAGGCUGUGACGUUUUAGUUUCCGAAACGAAUUACGAAGAUCUUCCACUUCUGAAGCCAGAGCUCCGCUUGGACUUUGACUUUGGGUGGGUGACCCGGUGUUCAUCUGACAAUGAAGAAGACGACUUAGGGCAACGCCGUAUAACACUUCUGCGAGAAGUAUUUGAGCAAUUUCCAAACACUGUGGUGAACAUUGACAUUAAGGUGGACAAUGACGAAUUAAUACAAAGUGUGGCCAAUUUGAUAUCAGAAUUUAACAGAGAGAGCCUGACUGUUUGGGGGAAUAAAAGUGGAGUGGUUACAAAUAAAUGUUAUACUGCAAAUCCCAACAUUCCAGUUUUAGCAUCAAUUGGGACUGUUGUAAAAUGGGUUAUUCUGUUUUACACAGGCCUCCUUCCUUUUAUUCCUAUUCGAGAGGCUGCCUAUGAGAUUGUCAUGCCCAGUGUCAUAUUGAAAGAGGGGAAGACAAGGUUCCAAUUGAGUACAAAGCAGAGAGCACUACUUAAGUUUAUUGACUGGCUGUUGAUGAGCAAACAAAUGAUUCAGCAUUUAUCAGAAAGGGGGAUACAAACGUACAUCUGGGUGUUGAAUGAGGAAGAUGAAUUUGAGAAAGCAUUCCAACUGGGAGCUACUGGAGUCAUGACAGACUUUCCCACAAAACUCAAACAGUAUCUGGAGCCAGGGCAUGUUUUGGACAACAAGACAUAAAGACCAAUUUCUAGAAUUUAUAUUUUCAUCAGUAUUGGCUAGUGAUACAUUCUUAAAUAAAUCUCCAUAAAUCAAAAGGUGUAAAGUAAGCAUGUAGAAAAAUGUUUCAUACAGGAAUUGCAGUUAAACAGAUUUUACUUGAUGAUGAUUGGCAGUAUUUUGUUGGACCAAAAGAUUUGUUUUGUAAGUUAGCAUCUUUUAAUUUUAGUAUUUGUACAACUUCACAAAUAAAUAAAUAAGAAGUACAGUAUAUUAGGCAACAUUUGUUUUGUAAUAUGGCAAAUAAAGCGUUCUCUAUUUUAUGGUUCAAAAUGUUUACUAAGAAAGCUUUAUGGCAUUUGAAAAUGGGCAAAUUUCCGAACUUUUCUGGUUUUGCACGCAUACAAUUGAUUGGACAAUUAAAAAAAUCCUUAACGGGGUCAACUUUAUUGAUGUGAAAAAUGUGAUCAAGUUACCUAAUCUCUGUAUCGUAAUGUUUAGUGGAUCAAUUUUUAACAACUUUUUUAUGUAUUUGGAAUAUUUACAUUUUUUGUAUACAGAAACAUAACGGGUGCCAAAUUGUUCCAUGAACUUAAAUAUAAUUUUUUGUCAGUUUACAGUCUAUUUUUAAUGUUCAAGGAAGGAAAGUUAUAUCAAGGUUGUUAAUGUUUGAGGAUGUUCAUAUAUGUGGAAGAAUUGUGAUAUCAGCAAUGCCACUUGAAUAAAAAGUACAAGUUGUA